This is a messenger RNA of Sebastes umbrosus (honeycomb rockfish), 1893 nucleotides long. RefSeq names its product F-box only protein 47-like. The coding region runs from base 146 to 1504 and encodes 452 amino acids. NCBI's taxonomy places the organism in Eukaryota, Metazoa, Chordata, Actinopteri, Perciformes, Sebastidae. Gene Ontology annotation, molecular function: protein binding. The record is from RefSeq and is a predicted model, not a curated record. The transcript is spliced from 11 exons.
GCUUCUUUGGCUGUAAAGUCAUUGAUUUCGCGCCGUUGUGUAAUUGUUUACUAACCUAGCUAGCACACAGCUGACUGAACCUUUACAGCUGCCUUUUAUCGACUUUACUAAGUUCAUAGUGUUGUAAUCUCAGCUGGUGGUAGUAAUGGUGAGGAAAGCCUCCAGAAAUGCUGUGAAAUUCAUCCUGACACACAAAUCCCACAAGAGGGCUCAUCAAUAUCAUCAUCAUCAUCAUCAUCACCGGCCCAAUCCCACCAGAACCAUCAUGACCCGCAGCCAGAGUCACACCAGCGGCUGCUUCUUUCACAGGCUCCCCUCAGAGGUCUUUGACAUGAUCCUGGAUAAACUGACUGUGAUGGAGAUCAGUGUGUUCAGCAUGGUGUCCAAGGACAUCACUAGAUACGUUGUGGACUACAUCUCCACCCUGGCCUGGAAGAAUAAAACGAUCAUUCAAAGCUUUCACCGUUCCACCUGCCUUGAGCAGUCAUCCACUAUUGGACACUACAGAGACCUGGGUUUGUUGUUCAAGAGAUGCACCCUGUUGCAUCCAACAAAGGACAGGUUAAAGUUUAUCUUUAGCAAGUUUUCACAGAUUCCCUGCUUCCUGUUGGAGCAGUGUUUGGCACCAGACUGCAUCGGCUUCUCCAGCUACGGAGUCUUCCUCCAGACACUGAUCGCAGGGUGGGAUGAGCUGGAGUGCCACAGAGUGUUCACCUUCCUGUGUGAUCACACAAAUCUGCUGCAGAAAAUAGAGGCAGUCAUCACUGGAAAACCAGGUGUGGGGUGGUACCAAAAGCUGCAGCUCCGUCUAUUCUGCCGUCAGGUGCUGUUGGACCCGUGGCUGAACCAGUCAGAGUGUCACUUCUGGCUAACGCAACUCCUGAAGCCUUGGCCCAUGGUCUGCCAGGCACACCUGCUGUUCAUUCUCUAUGGACCUCUGCUGCCUCAGGGUGCCCUGGGUUGGCAGGAUCUGGUGGAGAGGGGGCUUCCUCUCAGCGCUCUGGGGGACCUGGCCCGGGCCAUCCUCCUGCUUUUCGGCAAAGUAGAAGACAAAGGCCAUACCACCAAUUCACUGCUGGCAAUCUUGGAGGAGCUCAUUGUCAUUCCUCAGCCAUGGCAUGUGGAGAAUGUGGCUCGUCUGUUGGUGCUGUGCGGCAGCAGUCUCUGCUACACCGUUCUAGCCAGCAAGGCCGUCAACGGACGACUUAUCGAGAUCUCUAGACUCAUGGUGUACAUCAUACUGGUGUGUGAGAAGGACGGCUAUCACAUGACGUGGGCGGUGAAAAUGGUGCAGCAGAUCUGCAAGGUGUUCAGCACGGCCCCCGAGAGGUUCUGCUUCAUCCAACAUUUGGAGAGCAUGUUCUCAGUGGUCACCAGGGAGUUCUUUGAGUUUUCUGUAACAGGGAACCAUCUGGAGGACAGGGAGACUUUCCAGACCCUGUGUUUCCUCUUGGACUCCAGCGCUCGCUUCCACACUAAAUUCCUCCACAUGUUCCUCAAAUAGGACUGAUGCAGAUUCAAAGAGGAAGAAACAAACGUCAAUAAUGAAGGGGGUUAACUAAAGAAGUGAACGAAAACAAUAGCAAAACCUGAACGUGGGGGUUGUCAUGGUGGCCAUGAAAAUUCAGAGAAAUCUAAGAUUGAAUUUACAGUUCACUACAUGCUAUUAACAACACAACAUUUGUUGGUUGCAAAGAGAGCUGUUUAAUUAUUUUGACUAAACAGCAUGGGUAUUUAUACAAAUUUUAUAUUUCUCCAAGUUUUACAAUCUUGUUCUACGUAAACAUCUUGCAUGUUCAUGUUUAUAAACAGUAAGUAGCAACAGUAGCAAUAUUUAUUCACAUUAUUUAUUCACAUUGAACCUUUCUGUAAAUAUAGUUGUGAUACAAUGAU